This is a messenger RNA of Penicillium canariense, 7008 nucleotides long. It is a transcript of the gene tor, whose product is annotated as putative TOR pathway phosphatidylinositol 3-kinase TorA. Gene Ontology annotation, molecular function: protein-containing complex binding; protein binding; protein serine/threonine kinase activity. Bases 1 to 7008 code for a protein of 2335 amino acids. NCBI's taxonomy places the organism in Eukaryota, Fungi, Ascomycota, Eurotiomycetes, Eurotiales, Aspergillaceae. Gene Ontology annotation, cellular component: TORC2 complex; TORC1 complex; nucleus. The transcript has 6 exons. Gene Ontology annotation, biological process: negative regulation of macroautophagy; protein phosphorylation; TOR signaling. The record is from RefSeq and is a predicted model, not a curated record.
AUGGCGCAAUCGAGUCCUAUUACCGACGUGACGCAACGGUUGUUUGCGGAGCUGAAGUCGAAGAACGAUGAUACCAAGGCCCGAGCUGCCUUUGAGCUCCACGACAACGUCGUCGCAGUCUCCCGAGAUUGGCCCUCGGAGAAGUUCAACGAGUUUUACAACGCGGUCAGCCAGAGAAUCGCGCAGCUGGUGGUGACAGGCAACGAUGCCAAUGAGAGGGUCGGCGGUCUCCUCGCCCUCGACCGACUGAUCGAUUUCGACGGGGUGGAUGCCGCCCAGAAAACCACUCGAUUUGCCAGUUACCUCCGAAGCGCCCUUCGAAGCAACGAUAAUGCAGUAUUAAUAUGUGCAGCCCGGUCGCUGGGGAGGCUGGCGAAGCCUGGCGGGGCACUGACGGCUGAGUUGGUGGAAAGUGAGAUCCAAUCCGCCCUGGAGUGGCUUCAGUCAGAGCGCCAGGAAAGUCGACGAUUCGCAGCCGUGCUAGUGAUUCGGGAGCUAGCUAAAGGCUCGCCGACGCUGCUCUACGGCUUUGUGCCCCAAGUCUUUGAGCUUGUCUGGGUCGCUCUUCGGGAUCCGAAAGUCCUCAUUCGAGAGACUGCUGCACAGGCUGUGGGCGAAUGCUUCGAAAUAAUUGUUGCUCGAGAUUCGUCGGUCCGUCAAUCAUGGUUCGCGAGAAUUUAUGAGGAAGCGUUGCUAGGUCUGAAAUCCCAUAAUGUGGACUGGAUUCAUGGGUCUCUCCUUAUCCUCAAAGAGCUAUUUUUGAAGGGCACAAUGUUCAUGAAGGAGCAUUACCGAAAUGCCUGUGAAAUUGUGCUUCGCCUCAAGGAUCAUCGGGAUCCCAAGAUUCGUACACAAGUCGUCCUCACCAUCCCUAUUCUCGCAUCAUAUGCCCCUGCCGACUUCAUUGAAUUCUACCUUCAUAAAUCCAUGGUCUACCUCCAAGCACAACUCAAAAGAGACAAGGAAAGGAACGCGGCAUUCGUUGCUAUUGGCAAGAUUGCCAACGCAGUGGGACCCGCCAUUGGCGGAUACCUUGAUGGGAUCAUAAUUUACAUUCGCGAGGGGCUUGCAAUGAAGGCGAGAAACCGGUCAGGCGUCGAUGAAGCCCCCAUGUUCGAGUGUAUCAGUAUGCUUUCGCUGGCAGUCGGGCAAACCCUCAAUAAACACAUGGAGCACUUGCUUGAUUCAAUCUUUGCAUGUGGUCUCAGCAAAUCAUUGACGCAAGCUUUGGUCGACAUGGCUCACUAUAUUCCUCCUAUCAAGCCUAUAAUCCAAGACAAACUUCUGGACAUGCUAAGCAUUAUCCUUUGCGGGACAGAUUUUGGACCCCAAGAAAGCUACUCCGAUGCUGAGAUUGCUCUCGCCCUCCACACACUGGGCAGCUUCGACUUUUCUGGUCAUAUUUUGAACGAAUUUGUGCGCGAUGUUGCUGUCAACUACGUCGAGAAUGACAACCCCGAUAUUCGAAAAGCAUCAGCUCUCACGUGUUGUCAACUGUUCGUCCAUGACCCGAUUAUCAACCAGACUAGUGGUCACUCAAUUCAGGUUGUCAGUGAAGUCAUUGACAAAUUAUUGACUGUUGGUAUCGGUGAUCCGGACCCUGAGAUCCGACGCACAGUUUUGUGGUCUCUAGAUCGCAAGUUUGAUCGUCAUUUGGCCCGCCCAGAAAACAUUCGCUGCUUGUUCCUCGCGGUCAAUGAUGAGGUCUUUGAAGUGAAGGAAGCUGCGAUCUGCAUCAUCGGUCGUCUUUCCAGUGUGAACCCAGCUUAUGUCUUCCCACCGUUGCGGAAGCUGCUGGUCAAUCUACUGACAGGACUCGGGUUUGCGAACACUGCCCGCCAAAAGGAAGAGACUGCCCAGCUCAUCAGCUUGUUUGUCUCGAAUGCGACCAAAUUGAUCAGAUCAUAUGUCGACCCCAUGGUAACAGCACUGCUGCCCAAAGCGACAGAUAGCAAUCCAGGCGUCGCCGCUACCACACUCAAGGCUGUAGGAGAGCUUGCCAACGUUGGUGGCGGAGAGAUGAGACGUUACUUGCCGCAGAUCAUGCCUAUCAUCUUGGAGUCCCUUCAGGAUCUUUCCUCUCACACCAAGCGGGAAGCCGCCCUGCGGACUCUGGGUCAACUGUCUGGAAAUGCUGGAUACGUAAUCGAACCAUAUCUCGAAUACCCUCAUCUGCUUGACGUCUUGAUCAAUAUCAUCAAGACCGAACAAACAGGCUCUCUGCGAAAAGAGACAAUUAAGCUAGUUGGCGUGCUUGGUGCUCUCGAUCCCUACAAGUACCAGCAGAUCAGUGAUGUGGAGCCUGAUGUUCACCAUAUCAACGAAAUUCAGAACGUCUCGGACGUUGCCUUGAUCAUGCAGGGUCUCACGCCAUCGAAUGAGGAGUACUAUCCCACGGUGGUUAUUCACACGCUACUUCAGAAUAUCCUGAGAGAAAAUUCGCUGGUGCAGUACCACUCGGCCGUGAUUGAUGCGAUUGUCACCAUUUUCAAGACUCUGGGCUUGAAGUGUGUUCCAUUCCUCGGGCAGAUCGUUCCUGCAUUCAUAUCGGUCAUCAGAAGUUCUCCUCCUAGCCGACUUGAAUCCUAUUUCAACCAGAUGGCUAUCUUGGUCAACAUUGUGCGCCAGCACAUUCGUGCCUUCCUGCCUGAAAUCAUCGACGUAAUACGUGAGUUCUGGGAUGCAUCAUAUCAGGUCCAGGGUACCAUUUUGUCCCUGGUGGAAGCCAUAUCCAGGUCCUUGGAGGGGGAAUUUAGAAAGUACCUUGCUCGCCUGAUUCCUUUGAUGCUUGAUACCCUUGAGAAGGAUACUACACCACGCCGUCAGCCUUCAGAGAAAAUCCUGCACGCCUUCCUGAUUUUCGGCUCGAGUGGCGAAGAAUAUAUGCAUCUGAUCAUUCCUGCCAUCGUACGCAUCUUUGAACGACCACAACACCCUCAGAGCAUCCGCAAGUCGGCCAUUGACAGCUUGACCAAGUUGUCACGGCAAGUCAAUGUCUCUGACUUUGCUUCCCUUAUGGUUCACCCUCUGUCACGGGUUGUGGCCAACGGCGACCGUGUUCUGCGUCAAGCUGCCAUGGACUGCAUCUGUGCUCUGAUCUUCCAGCUCGGUCAGGACUUCACACACUACAUUCAUCUUCUCAGCAAAGUUCUCAAGCAGCAUCAGAUUACUCAUGUCAAUUACCAGAUCUUGGUGACGAAGCUUCAGAAGGGAGAUCCACUUCCGCAGGAUCUUAAUCCCGAGGAAAAUUAUUCAUUCCCCUCCGAUGAUACCAAUUUCGCGGAGAUCGGACAGAAGAAGAUUGUGGUCAACCAGCAGCAUCUCAAGAAUGCCUGGGAUGCUUCGCAGAAGUCCACCCGUGAAGAUUGGCAGGAAUGGAUUCGUCGUUUCAGUGUUGAGCUUUUGAAAGAAUCACCCUCACCGGCAUUGCGAGCAUGCGCCAGUUUAGCGGGUAUUUACCAGCCGUUGGCGAGAGAUCUUUUCAACGCUGCCUUUGUGUCUUGCUGGACCGAACUGUACGAUCAGUACCAAGAGGAGCUAGUCCGUUCCAUUGAGAAGGCCCUCACUUCACCGAACAUCUCUCCAGAGAUCUUGCAGAUUCUACUCAACCUUGCUGAGUUCAUGGAGCAUGACGAUAAAGCCCUUCCCAUCGACAUCCGCACUCUUGGCAAGUACGCCGCGAAGUGUCAUGCUUUCGCUAAGGCACUGCACUACAAAGAACUCGAGUUCGAGCAAGACCAGAACUCUGGCGCCGUCGAGGCUUUGAUCACCAUCAACAAUCAGCUCCAGCAGUCCGAUGCUGCGAUUGGUAUCCUGCGUAAGGCACAGGCAUACCGAGAUGUAGAGCUGAAGGAAACAUGGUUUGAGAAGCUGCAGCGAUGGGAUGAGGCCCUUGCUGCUUACAAGCGACGUGAGAAGACGGACCCAGACUCCUUCGGCAUUACCAUGGGCAAGAUGCGAUGUCUCCACGCUCUUGGCGAAUGGAAGGUCCUUUCCGAUCUUGCGCAAGAGAAGUGGAAUCAGGCAUCAUUGGAACACCGCAGGGCUAUUGCCCCUCUUGCUGCUGCCGCUGCAUGGGGUCGUGGCCAGUGGGAGCUGAUGGAUUCGUACUUGGGUGUCAUGAAAGAGCAGUCCCCCGACCGAUCAUUCUUCGGCGCUAUCCUCGCUAUACACCGCAACCAGUUCGAUGAGGCGAACAUGUACAUCGAGAAAGCACGAAAUGGGCUCGAUACCGAACUUUCAGCCUUGCUUGGAGAAUCAUACAACCGGGCUUACAAUGUCGUUGUCCGCGUCCAGAUGCUUGCCGAACUAGAGGAGAUCAUCACUUACAAGCAAAACGUUGGUGAUCCGGAGAAGCAAGAUGCCAUGCGGCGGACAUGGAACCAGCGAUUGCUGGGAUGCCAGCAAAACGUGGAAGUGUGGCAGCGCAUGCUCAAGGUUAGGGCUCUUGUCACUGCACCGCGUGAGAAUCUUGAUAUGGCUAUCAAAUUUGCGAAUCUUUGCCGCAAGUCCAACCGCAUGGGCCUUGCAGAGCGGUCGCUCGCAUCCUUGGAGACAGUGGUUACAGAUGCCAGUGGCACGCGUACCAUCGCCCCCCCGAGUGAGGACCUUUCCAAGUUCACUACUCUCAUAGCGACGCACAACGAACAUCACGGAAUGAAUGGUGUCAAUGGCGUCGGAGAUCCGAACCACCCAGACGCCACCAGCCUGCGUGAACGGAUUGGGGAUGUUGGGAAGUUUAGGAAGCUUCUCUCGAAGAGUUACCUCAGACAGGGAGAAUGGCAAAGAGCCCUUCAAAAGGGUGAUUGGAAAGCAGAUAAUGUCCGCGAGGUUCUCGGCGCCUACUCAGCGGCCACCCAGUAUAACCGCGAUUCCUACAAGGCCUGGCAUUCUUGGGCUCUUGCAAACUUUGAGGUGGUCCAGGCCAUUGGUAGCCAAGUCAGCCAAGGAAACCGUGAGACUAAGCCUGUGCCGAUUCCCUCACAUUUCGUCACUGAGCAUGUCAUUCCUGCCAUCCGCGGUUUCCUGCGAUCAAUCGCCUUGUCUUCAACGUCUUCUUUGCAGGAUACUCUGAGGUUGCUGACCCUUUGGUUUUCCCAUGGUGGUGAUCAUGAAGUCAACACUGUUGUAACCGAAGGCUUCACUACGGUUAACAUUGACACUUGGCUUUCCGUCACCCCACAACUGAUUGCGCGAAUAAACCAGCCCAACAUCAGGGUCCGCGGUUCCGUUCACAGGCUGCUUGCUGAAGUUGGCAAAACCCACCCCCAGGCCCUUGUGUAUCCGUUGACAGUUGCUAUGAAAUCCAAUGUCGCCCGCCGCUCGCAAUCUGCCAGCAAUAUCAUGGAAAGCAUGCGACAACACAGCGCCAAACUCGUCGAGCAGGCCGAUCUCGUUAGUCACGAAUUGAUCAGAGUUGCUGUGCUAUGGCAUGAGCUUUGGCAUGAAGGUCUGGAAGAGGCGUCCCGUCUCUACUUCGGUGAUCAUAAUGUUGAGGGCAUGUUCGCGACCCUCGCACCUCUUCAUGACAUGCUUGACAAGGGUGCGGAAACCCUCCGCGAAGUCUCGUUUGCUCAAGCCUUCGGACGCGAUCUUGCAGAAGCCAAGCACUACUGCAUGCUCUACCGCCAAUCCGAGGAAAUUGGUGACUUGAACCAAGCCUGGGACCUUUACUACACCGUGUUCCGCAAGAUCAGCCGACAGCUCCCGCAAUUGUCCAUCCUCGAUCUCAAAUACGUCUCUCCGCGUCUCAAGGACUGCUCAGGUCUAGACCUGGCCGUGCCUGGAACAUACCAAAGUGGCCGCCCGAUUAUCUGUAUCGUGAGCUUUGAUCCUAUUCUGCAUGUCCUGCAGACCAAGAAGAGGCCAAGACGGAUGACACUCAAGGGAAACAAUGGAAACUCCUAUAUGUAUGCUCUCAAGGGCCACGAAGAUAUCCGACAAGAUGAGAGAGUCAUGCAGCUCUUUGGGCUGGUCAACACCCUUCUCGACAACGACAGUGAAAGCUUUAAGCGCCAUUUGUCUGUUCAGCGUUUCCCUGCUAUCCCAUUGUCGCAAAGCUCUGGCCUGCUAGGAUGGGUGUGUAACAGUGACACAUUGCAUGCUCUUAUCAAGGAGUACCGAGAGAGUCGCCGCAUUCUGCUCAACAUCGAGCAUCGGAUCAUGCUUCAGAUGGCUCCGGAUUAUGACAGCCUCACCCUCAUGCAGAAGGUCGAGGUCUUCGGGUAUGCUAUGGAUAACACCACUGGCAAAGAUCUUUAUCGGGUACUGUGGCUCAAGAGCAAGAGCUCUGAGGCUUGGCUUGAGCGACGCACUAACUACACCCGAUCUCUCGGUGUCAUGUCCAUGGUUGGAUACAUCCUUGGUUUGGGUGAUCGUCAUCCUUCCAAUCUGCUGCUUGAUCGUACAACUGGCCGUGUUGUCCAUAUCGAUUUCGGCGAUUGCUUCGAAGUGGCUAUGCACCGCGAAAAGUACCCCGAACGAGUUCCGUUCCGCCUGACCCGUAUGUUGACCUUCGCGAUGGAGGUUAGCAACAUUGAAGGAAGCUACCGUAUCACCUGCGAGGCUGUCAUGCGUGUUCUUAGGGAGAACAAGGAUUCCCUUAUGGCCGUUCUAGAAGCUUUCAUUCACGAUCCUUUGAUCAAUUGGCGCCUGGGUGCGCAAGAGUCCCCGGACCGGACGACACUCACUGCCGAACGCCGCCAGUCAAUUAUCGAAGGUCUCAAUUUCGAACACGGUGUGCAGCCGAACAGCUUCUCUCGCCCCCGUCGACCUUCCAUCCUGGAAGGCGGCAUUCUCGAUACGCAAGAAGGUGGAGCUGAGGCCCGCGAAGCACAGAACGCUCGUGCCCUCCAGGUUCUCGCCCGAGUCAAAGAAAAGCUGACUGGUGCCGAUUUCAAACACACCGACGAGCUCAAUAUCAGCGACCAGGUCGACAAGCUCCUUGCUCAGGCUACCAGCGUGGAGAAUAUCUGUCAGCACUGGAUCGGAUGGUGCAGUUUCUGGUAA